AUGCUCUCAAAGGUAUUCAAGCAACUCAACAAAACUCAACUGACCUCAGUCGCUUCAAGAAGUAUGGCCACUCACUCUGAUAAGCCAAAGAGAAUCGUUGUCACUGGUGCUGCCGGUCAAAUCUCAUACUCUGUUCUUUUCAGACUUGCCAGUGGUGCCUUCUUAGGUCCAAACCAAAGAGUCAUUCUUCAUUUACUUGAUCUCCCAAAUAUGGAAGAAGUCCUCAAGGGAGUACAAGCUGAGCUCCAUGACUGCGCUUUCCCACUCUUAGACGAUGUUGUCAUUACCAGUAACCAAGCUGUUGCAUUCAAGGAUGUUGAUUAUGCCUACCUCGUCGGUGCCAAGCCAAGAGGCCCAGGAAUGGAAAGAGGAGAUCUCCUUAAGGACAACGGAAAGAUCUUCGUUGACACUGGAAAGGCCAUUAAUGAUAAUGCCUCAAGAGAUUGCAAGGUCAUUGUCGUUGGAAACCCAGCCAACACCAACUGUUUGAUUGCUCAACACUACGCCAAGGACAUCCCAAGAGAAAACUUCACUGCUAUGACCAGACUCGAUCACAACAGAGCCCUCACCCAACUUGCCCUCAAGACUGGAUCAAGAGUCACUGAUAUCAAGAACCUCGUUGUCUGGGGUAACCACUCACCAACAAUGUACCCAGAUAUUAGAAACACCACUGUAAAUGGUAAAAAGGCCACUGAAUUAGUUGAUUCCAACUGGAUUGAGACCGAAUUCACCCCAAGAGUUCAACAAAGAGGAGCUGAGAUCAUUAAGCUUAGAAAAUUAUCAUCAGCUGCCUCAGCUGGUAAUGCUGCCAUUGAUCACAUGAGGGAUUGGGUUAAUGGAAGUGAUGAGAUGCAAUCUAUUUCAUUCUAUUCUGAUGGAAAGACCUACGGUGUUCCAGAAGGACUCAUCUUCUCAUUCCCAGUUACCACCAAGAACGGAAAGUACGAAGUUAUUAAGGGACUUAACCUUGACGACGAAGUUAGCAGAACCAGAAUUAAGAAGACUACUGAUGAACUCCUUAGCGAGAGAUAGGCUGUUGAACACCUCCUCAAGAUGUAAGACCUAUUCUCAUAUAAUAAGUAAUUAGCUGGAACACCUGGUCCAGGUCAAUAUUAUGACACUCAAAAUAUCACGACAAAUCAGAGUACUCUGACCUCAACCAAACUCUUCGAGAACAGACCUAAUAUGCUUCCUGGAGUUUCAAUUGGCAAGAAAAAGCAAUGCUUAUCUCUAUAUUGUGCCUAAAACUGCUGCAGUAUCUUUAAUACUGCAAGAAGCCACCUAACUUAAGAUAUUCUCGACGGUGAAAUUUUGGUUAAAAACGAAUCUGCCGCCAAAUUAAGAAAUGUUGGACCAGGAGCAUAUGAUGUUAGUCAAGUAAAAGGAUAAAGUUUUAACAUUAGAACUUCAGACGCUUUUCAUCAGAUAUACAAAGAAACGUUUAGAAGACACGCAUCUAACAGUCGUAAUCCCACUUAAGACAGGAGUUUGAGUUCAAAUCGUAACGAUUAGAAACAUAGUGAAUCAACUUCCUAUAAUAAGACUAAAGAGUUGAUAAAUAGCUUUUUCAGAAAAGAUAAGAUUGAGUCUCCUCCAAGAAAGCCAAUUAUUAAUCACUACAGAUAAGCGUCGAAAUCCUCUAUAAAGGACUUAAAGUCAAAGGAGACCCUCACUAACAGUAUUAAGAAAAAUUAAGGCAAUUAUGCUCAUAGAGUCUCUAAAAAAUAAAAUGAUGAUAGUCCUGAUUCAAGAGUCAAAUUGAGUACGAUUUCUCCAAUUGGGUCUAUUAAAUCCAAAAAUAAACAGCUAAGUUAGUCUCCUUAUGUAAAUAACAGAGAUUAGCAAAAGUUUCAAACAUCUUUGAAGAAACCUCCAUUGAGUAAACUAACUCGCAACAACAAUUAAACCUAAAUUGUGUCGGAUUUCAGAACAUAGUAUUCGUAAAAUCAUGAGUAUUAAGAUAGGUAUGAUUAAAGUAAAAUGAUCAAAAGAGAGACAUCAUUAGAGACAAAGAAUCAGAAUAAAAGUCAAAGAAUAAGUAUUUUCGAAGUAAAUCAAGACCACAAUGACAAUAAUAAAACAAAGAAAUAAAAUAAAUAGAAACCAAAGCCAAAGGUUUAAUAACAAAGUUUAACAAAGUAUGAAAUUAAUAGCUAAAACAUAAAUGAUUUGACUUUUGACAAUGAAAAGAAUAGCAGCAGCAAAUAGAGUGCUUUUCUAUUAAAUAAAAAUAAACUCUCCAAAUUUCUACAAAUUAGCGAUAAUCAAGAAGAAAUCAAGGCUUCAACAGAGACUUCAUCUGUAAAUUACGCUCAAAUCAUAAUGAAUAAUUUGAAUCAUAAGAAAAAUAAGAAUACUCAGAGGAUUGUAUUACCUCUUUAUGCUGAAUUUGAGACAAACUUAAGGAAUGAUUAGAUCGAGUCAUCUUAUUAUGAUAGUUGCAAUAUUCCCAAUGAUGAUUCUUAUACUUCAUCGGCAGCUAUUAAUUCUCAAUUUAGAGAGCCAGAUAUUAUUGACGAGCACUCGUAAGAAAGAAGAAUAAAUCCCACAGAUAUCAGAGAGACUUUUAUUGUAAAUAGGAAUGAUAAGAAUAAAUUUAACAGUAGCAGCUCUUUUAUUACUUCUAUCAGUCAACCGAUGAGGCAUUAAUGA
This is a messenger RNA of Stylonychia lemnae, 2652 nucleotides long. NCBI's taxonomy places the organism in Eukaryota, Ciliophora, Spirotrichea, Sporadotrichida, Oxytrichidae. The record is from the annotation of a GenBank genome assembly.